AUGGGUGCCGGGGGCGCUGCCGUUCGCGGGCUAUCACGGCAAAAGCCCCCCGCCUUCGCCACCGCCUUGUGCCUGAUCCUCCUGCUCCUCGUCUCGGCGUCCCUCCCCACUCUGAACUCUCUUCCAUUCAUCGUCCUUCACGGUACUUCUAUCCCGUUCUUUCUGACCUCUCUAUCUCUGUCUCUCUCGAUUCCUGGUAUUUCCACGAUUACCUUCUUCCCUCCUCGUCAGGAAAGAUGAAGAACACAUGAUUUUACCCACGAUCCUGUCUUCCCGAAUCCAUAUCCUUCCUCAAGAGAGGAGCCUCUCCUUGCCUAUUUCCUUUAUGAAUUCCUAGACUAGCAAUUUGGAUGGAUAAUUUCGAAAAUUGGGUGACCUUUGUAUAAAUGAUGAACGUAUAAUCGGUAGAUCUACUUCUUCGCCUCUUUACAUAACUUGGUGCCCUUCGACAGGGAUUGGUGACCGAUGCACCAACGCAGGGUUGACUCAGUUCACCAACCUGCUGACCGAGUGGUCGGGCUCCACCGGGCACUGCAUGUAAGCUUGCUGAAACUUUCAUUCCUUCAUCCUCUUCAUCAAUUACGUCUGGAAUUGCUUGUCCUUGGUUUGAUCAGAAUCACUAGAAAUUGCGAGAAUGAUGAAGAUCAUUGUUGCUUCUACUGUGGACUUUUCCCUUUAAACCUAAACUACCGGCAUGCUAUUUAAUUGAAGAGUGAAAAUUAAUUCAUGAACACCCUUGACCACGUCCUUUCCUGCUUAUCUCUUCCUUCAACCGGCAACUCUCUCUCUCUCUCUCUCUCUCUCUCUCUCUCUCUCUCUCUCUCGCUUCACGAUGGCAAUCAGUGACCUGAUUAUUUAUUAGUUCUCAAGCUCUCAAUUAUGCAGAGACUCCUGGGUUUGAAUGAUCUUUUACUUUUAAAGAUUAAUUCAUGGUUAUGGCCUUGUAAUCGGUACAGAAUGGAAUAUGGAUUCGGAAAAUGCGUUCAAAUCACAACUCUCUAUGGUUUCUCGUACCCCUUUCAGUCAAAAUAUUUGAUCCUGCUCAAUAAAUUUUCCACUUUGUUUUCUUACAUGUUGAGGAACAAUCUUUCUUGAUCUUUUUAUAAAAUAUUGUAGAGAGAUUGGAGAUGGUUCCUGGGAUUCCUGGAUCAUGCCGCUCACGGAUCAGGUUGACUUACUAGAAAUUAUCCUACUUCCCCAUGGAAAUAUGUAGCUUUUCUUCUUGAUUCUGACGCAUUUUCCUCUGAUGAAUCAGGCAAAUGCUGUCUGUGAGAAGGUGAAUGAGCCCUCACUGCUGCCAGAGCCGAUCUGUGCGUAUAUUUGGGGUUGACUUUAGAUCUCUUUAAUGCGUGUUGAGUUUAUGUAACAGGUGAAGAAGAUGAAGGAACUCAGUGAGGGCUAUCACAUUGUUGGUCUUUCCCAGGUAAUUGGGAUCCUCACAUCCCCACCCUCCACAGUUAUUCACUUGAUUUCGGUUUAAGCCUGAUCAAUAGUGGCAGUAAAUGUUUUCUUUUUUUUAAUUUUUUAUUCUAAUCUGGUGUUUUUAUGUGGUGAUAAUUGGCCAGCUUUUAAUACCAAAUUGUACGGAUGUACCAUUUUUAUGCUGCGAUAUUAAAAACAUUGGCUGGAUUAUAACUAUAUACUUUCAUCAGGUUGCAAAUAGAAAUUUGUUCCAUUUACUGUAAUGGCUCCCAAAUUGUUUUUCUUCAUUCUGCGUAACAUUUUUCCUAUUUCUAACUAUUUUGUCUGAGUAUUGGAUCAACUAUUUCUGAUGCCUCUGUUAUGCUUUCAGGGUAAUUUAAUAGGUCGAGCGGUAGUCGAAUUUUGUGAUGGAGGACCUCCUGUGAGAUUUCCCAUUCCUCUUCCACUUUUCUAGUUUGAUAUUUAUGAUCGUUUUAAAAUUGUUACUAUUACUGUUGUUGUUGUUGUUGCUACUGUUAUUAACUCAGCCUUGUAUUCUAAUCCUGAGGAGUUUUCUUUUCUCUUUCCUAAUGAUUCUUCACUUUAACUGUGGUUAAAGUUCACCAUUGGAUUAAUUUUCUAAUUUCCGACACCUAUUGAUUUUUUCCUAAUACGGGGAAUGUUUUUUCCCAGGUCAAAAAUUUUAUUUCUUUGGGGGGACCACAUGCUGGCAUUGCUUCUGUGCCGCUUUGUGGAGUAAGCCCUCUUUCAAUCCUCCUUAUUAUUUUUUUCUGAAGUAUUUCUGUAUACAAAUACAAAGGAAACGCUGUAAUUUUUUAACUAGGAAAAGGAAAAUGGGAACUAAUUUAAGAUGGAGAUUAUUGCAAAAAACUAAAAUUUAUUGAAAUUAUUUAUAUUUUAAUGUUGAACUUGAUAUCAGACGAUAAAUAUAAACUAGCUCCUUUCCUCUGAAUAUUAUUUACUUACUUUUAGGUUUAACUAGAUACUUACACCACGGUUUUCUUUCCCUCAGACAGGUAUCAUGUGCAUUAUUGUGGACAACCUCAUCAAAUCAGAGGUUUACUCUGACUACGUCCAGGUCACCAUUUAUAUAAGUAGUUAUAUUAAUUCUAUGAUACAAUGAAAAUCACACAGUUUCAGGAUCAGACUUGAGAUGCCCCAACCCCCCCCCCCCCCCUCCCACUCGAGUUGUUUAUGGCAAGCCACUGAUGAUCACGGCUAUCUGAUCUUAUCUGCAGGCUCACCUGGCUCCCAGCGGAUAUAUCAAGAUUCCGACGGUGAGUAAUUCAUGAAUAAUUUUCCCACGUGUUUAUUUUUUAUCUUUUCAUGCAUUUUCCUUGUGUCUUCGAAAUUUCAUUCAUCAUGAAAUUCACGUCAGUAUCUUCUAGGACUGAAAUUUCUUGUCGGCCAUUGGCCCUGGGAAAAGGCCCGAAAAACCUUGGCUUGGCAUCCAACCUUACCGGCCCCCCUAACCCGCCAAGUGCCCAAUAAUUUUCCUAGGUAUUUUCCUUCUCCAUUGAUUAGAAUGGGGAACCAAGCCUGCAUUAAUCUUCCUGAUUUAAACCCUUUGGUUGAUUUCAAGGAAAGUUUCUAGCUUCAUCUAUUAGGACUGGUGGGCUAUGAUCCAUACCUCUCUCCCUAAAAAUCGAGUGUCUCUUCUCUCUAGGAUAUCCCCGAUUACUUGGAGAAGUGCAGGUUUCUGCCGAAGCUCAACAAUGAACGGCCCAGCGAGAGGAACUCUACCUACAAGGAUCGGUUUAGCAGCCUUCAGACGCUGGUUCUGAUCAUGGUGAACUGACUUUUGCUCAUCCUUUUUGUUUUUCUCUUCCUAUGAUGGUGCCCGAUUUUAAUGGACCCGCUGACCAAAUGCCCACCUUUUUUUUUUCCAUUGGCUUUCUGCCGUCAGUUUGACCAUGACAAUGUUCUUGUUCCUCGUGAAACGUCGUGGUUUGGGUUCUAUCCCGAUGCCUCUUUCAGCCCUGUUUUGCCAGCAGAAGAGGUAAGAAAACCAUCAAUGAUCCCACCUUCAUAACCAUGGAAAAAGGAUUGCCGGAUAAAAUUGGAUUUCACAAUGGGGUCAACUGGGGUCCCAAGCCCGGCAUUCGCUGAUCAGCCGGCGUCAUUUUCCUUGUCUGGCAAUUCUUUGCAGACCCUCCUCUACAAGGAAGACUGGAUAGGCUUGAAGGUGUUGAAUGAGGCAGGUCGGGUCAAGUUCGUCAGCGUGGCAGGGAAUCAUCUGGGGAUCUCUCGGGCUGACAUGAGGGAGCAUGUGGUCCCUUACUUGAAGGCUGGGGACGGUGGAAAUCUCUGGAGCUCUCUCUCUAAUCUCUGGGCCACAUCCGUUGAGGCCGUCCAUGGAAGCUGGCUGGGGAGGAUGGUGGGGCUAGCUGAAGCAGCUCCGCCCUGGGCUGCCCCCGUGGGUGAGAGUUGA
This is a messenger RNA of Spirodela intermedia, 3853 nucleotides long. The record is from the annotation of a GenBank genome assembly. Lineage: Eukaryota; Viridiplantae; Streptophyta; Magnoliopsida; Alismatales; Araceae.